UCAACCAUGGAUCGGACUUCGUGCUACCGAGAAGUACUAAGAGGGCUUGCCAACACAAUGAAGUGCCUACGGACACAACCUCAUCUGAUGAUGAAGCAGUCUCCAACAAUGCAGCGCCCGGACUAAGCCAAGCAGCAGGUCAAGCUUCAGUCUUGUCAGAUAUAAACAGCGUACUUCAAACUGAUACGUUGAGUAGUCAGGAUGAACAGGAAACUUCAAACGACGCUUGUGGUGCAGCGGCCUCCAGCAUGGCAUCUGCUGCGGUCAGUCGCAAUACUUCAGAACUGCAAGCAACCAAUGAUGGGCCACAGCAUGCCAUCCCGAUGAUUUCCCACGACACAUUGCUAAAUGAUGAAGAGCUUUCCAUGUCUGAUGAUGAUGGUUCAGAGCAACAUGAUCCUGGAGAGCUGGCUUCAGAAGAUGACAUGCAGCAAAUGCCUAACAGUCCCACAGCGCCUGGUCAUGGUGGCAAGUCGCUUUUUGGAGAGUUAUUUACCGAUGUUGUGACUGAAAGAGUGGUUCUGUCUAGAGGCGAUAUUCUCCUCAUGGUGCUGAAGCACGCUGUCAAAAAUAAUUCAUCAUUUGCAGGGCUGACCAGCAUCUUAGACCUUAUCAACAGAAUUUUCGAACGACCAAUAUUGCCUCAUUCACGUUACCAGCUCUCCAAACUUUUGAGCAAAACAGGCACAACAAUGACAUAUUAUUGUUUUUGCCCCAAAUGCUUCACACACAUAGAAAAUGCUGAAACAAAUGCCUCUUUUCACUGCACAAAGUGCGGACACAAAACUAGUGUUUCUAGUUUAUCUGAUAUGCCUUUUUUUGUGACUCUUGAUGUGGAAUCGCAGUUGCAAAGAUUGUUGAAAGACUGUACACUUCUUGACUUAACAAAGCCACUUAACCAUGAUGGCUCAUUGGGUGAUCUGUAUGAUGGCGAAAUGUACCGCAAUUUUGCAGCUGCAACACAGCAGUGUGGUCCCAGAAUCAGCUUCACAUUAAAUGCUGAUGGCACACCGCUUUUCAAGUCAAGUGGCACGUCCAUUUGGCCUAUUCAGCUAAUUGUAAAUGAGGUUCCGGCUGAGCAGAGGAUGUCAAAACUUGUGCUUGCAGCAUUGUGGUUCUGGAAGGAGAAGCCACACAUGGAGCUUUUUCAGAGCACAUUUGUUAAGCAAAUGAGCCAGCUUAGCGAAAGUGGCUUUGUCUUGGAGCAAAAGGGGCAACUUCAGACAUUUAAAGCUUAUUGCAUUUGUUGUGCGGUUGACUCGGUUGCCAGGGCACCUAUGCAAGGUGUCACUCAAUUUAAUGGUUAUUUUGGGUGUAACUGGUGUUUACAGAAAGGUGAACGAGCUGGUGGUUCAACAAAGUACCCUGUUCAGCCAGUUAACCCCACUGAGCGUACAGAGAGCCAGAUGGUUGAAGACAUGACAACUGCAGUUAGGCAAGGAGUGACCGUUCAUGGUGUAAAAACGGCAUCUCCAUUGAUCAGCCUGCCUUAUUUUCACAUUGUAGCAGGAUUUGUUCCUGAUUACAUGCAUUGUAUUUUACUUGGAGUAGGACGACAAUUCUUAGAUUUAUGGUUUGAGUCUUCUGGUUGUGCUUACUCUCUAAGCCGCAAGCAACACACAAUCGAUGAGAGGCUUAUGGCUAUCAGGCCACCAAAGGAUGUAAAAAGAUUGCCAAGACCAACGAAGGAGCGGAAAUGGUGGAAGGCGAAAGAGCUGGAAAAUUGGAUAUUGUACUACAGCAUUCCAGUACUUGAUGGCAUUCUUGACAGAAGAUACCUUCAGCACUGGGCAUGCAUGGUUGAAGCUUUGCAUAUUAUGCUGCAGUGCAGUAUAGAAACUUCUGAGCUGACUAGAGCUGAGAAACUCUUGUUAGAAUUUCAUGUGCGUUCAGAAAUGCAUUUUGGAAAAGCUUUUAUGACGUAUAAUAUGCACGAGUUGACGCAUAUUGUAAAGAGUAUUCGUGACUGGGGACCCCUGUGGGCACACUCUGCGUUUCCAUUUGAAUCGGGAAAUGGGAGCCUCAAGGAAGCUAUCAAAGCUGCAAAUGGGAUUCCCCAUCAGCUGUGCAGAGUUCUGCAAAUUGAAAAUACUGUGAUGGAACUGCAGGAUCUGGCUGUCAGCCCUAGCGUGGUGCAGAGUUGA
Rhipicephalus sanguineus (brown dog tick) is the source of this 2144-nucleotide messenger RNA. RefSeq lists its product as uncharacterized. The coding region runs from base 249 to 2144 and encodes 631 amino acids. The transcript has 6 exons. Lineage: Eukaryota; Metazoa; Arthropoda; Arachnida; Ixodida; Ixodidae. The record is from RefSeq and is a predicted model, not a curated record.